AAUAGGGCCGGGGAAAGACUUUUGCUCCAUGAACAAGAGAAGCAUUGCAAUUCGAUUCUUUCGGGACCCUAGAGAAGGAAGAAGAAAUCAAGAAACCCAUCUCUCUUUCUCUCUUCUUUCUCGCUCUAAACCCUCUUCUCCCAUGGCUUCACCUUCACCGUCCCAGGCCAGCCUUCUUCUCCAGAAACAACUAAGAGAUCUCUGCAAAAACCCCGUCGAUGGGUUCUCGGCUGGCUUGGUGGACGAGAACAACCUCUUUGAAUGGAGCGUGACGAUUAUUGGGCCUCCUGAUACUUUAUAUGAAGGGGGAUUUUUCAAUGCCAUUAUGAGUUUUCCUCAAAAUUACCCAAAUAGUCCUCCUGGAGUGAGAUUUACCUCAGAGCUGUGGCAUCCCAAUGUAUAUGCCGACGGGAAGGUUUGCAUUUCAAUUCUUCACCCACCCGGUGAUGAUCCGAAUGGUUACGAGCUUGCUAGUGAGCGUUGGUCACCUGUUCAUACGGUUGAGAGUAUUGUUUUGAGUAUAAUUUCCAUGCUUUCUAGCCCUAAUGAUGAGUCCCCUGCCAAUGUUGAAGCUGCUAAAGAAUGGAGAGAGAAUCGGGAUGAAUUCAGGAAAAAGGUGAGCCGUUGUGUAAGGAAGUCACAAGAAAUGAUGUAAUAGUCUUUACGAAGUUCAAAUUCUUGCUCCAAGAACCACCACCGCUGAUAUGGCUAAGUGAGAGGAAUUGUCUUACUAUGUCUCCUCCGUUGAUCGAAGAUGACACCCUAUGAUGUAGAAUUGCUGUCGGGCCGCAUUGGGUUUUUAGUUUUCUUCACAUUUUGUGGGCACACUUUUAAAGGUCAGCUUCCUUUUUAAAAAAAUUCUGAAAAGUUUUGCAACUUCUUUUUUCUUCUUUUUUGAGUUGAUGGUGAUGGUGAAUGAUGAUGGAACUGUGUGAUUGCUGUUAUAUUUUGUACCUCAUAUCCUGUUAGAAUUUUGUACUUUAAUCAAGGAGGUGCAUUUGG
Molecule: messenger RNA, 1002 nt
Organism: Cuscuta campestris
Lineage: Eukaryota; Viridiplantae; Streptophyta; Magnoliopsida; Solanales; Convolvulaceae
Source: the annotation of a GenBank genome assembly